This is a messenger RNA of Achroia grisella, 1950 nucleotides long. RefSeq lists its product as uncharacterized. The record is from RefSeq and is a predicted model, not a curated record. Bases 394 to 1950 code for a protein of 518 amino acids. Lineage: Eukaryota; Metazoa; Arthropoda; Insecta; Lepidoptera; Pyralidae. The transcript has 4 exons.
AAUACAGUAUAAAUACACAAUAUUAUCAUAAUAGACUCAGUGAAUUAUUAAAUUAAUUCGUUUAAACUAUAAUUUGGACUGUAUUUCGUGUUGUAUAAGUAGUGCAAAAAUGUGUCUAAAAGGGAUAUAGGUUACUCUGAAUUAGUGUAUAAUUUAAUGAUUUAUUAUUGAUAUGACCAGUAAUAUAUUAGAAAUAUUGUUUAUAUUGUCAAAUACAAUAUGCCAGUGAUAUAUUUAUAUUAGAAUUUUUAUAAUCAUCAAGAUAUCUUCACAUUAUUCGAAUACAACAACAACAGUGUUUUUUAUAUUAUAAUCAAAGGAGAUCAUUAAAUUGGUGUAGUAAAAGAAGGUAUGUCAAAGCAAGUAGCUAAUUAAAGACAAUGUCAGUUGAAAAUGACCAGAUGUCUGCGAAUAUUCGGGGCAUAUUCCUUCAGACUAUCGAGGAGGCAUUCAACGGUGCUUCUAAUUGCUUCCUUCAUCGUCACUAUCACCAUUAUUCUCCAACUGUACGCGUACAGACACCACGACCGACCCUACAGAAGAGCCAGGGUAGGUGACUUUGAUUACAACCCUGGUUUGUUCCUAAAAGGACAACAUCCCAAUGAGAACGUGAGUUACUGUGAUUUCAACUAUGGCCUACCAGAUACAUUGAAAUGGGGAAGUUUCCGCUUGCAAAAAUCACCGGAGGCAGGAAAUCUAAGUCCCUAUCUCGUCAUUUACAACGCUAUUAAAGGCAAAGCCUAUGCCAAUACUAGUAAGUACGAAGCUCUCACCUACGCUACACAAGCUACUCCAGAAUUUAUCUACCAUGUAGUUGAAAUAGCGAAAUACUGGGACGGACCAAUCAGUCUAUCAGUCUUUGUUCCUGAUUACGAUAUUGAUAUAACCAUGCAAAUUAUGAACCAGUUGUGUCACUGUUACUCUGGAAUGUCGAAGGUUUCGCUUCACUUGUUUUAUCCUAGAAAGUUCCCACCUAAAAUGCGGACAAAAGAACAAAGAUUGAUAACCACAACAGCUGUAGCAGUUACAACUAUUAAUAGCACUAUAGAAGAUAUAUUAAAAGAGAAAUUGAAUAAAUAUAGAAAUUUGAACAAUAAAACGCGUGCUCAGUACAUUGAAUGGGUGAGAAAGAAUAAAAUCGAAAGAAUGAUGAGGGGACUACCAAAGAAACGCUCCUACGCACCUACAUUGCGAUUCCAGGACUGUUCUGGCUUAGAGUCGUUUAAUAUACUUACAUUCAGACGGUUAAAUAAUGUGAUAUAUCCUAUAAACGUAGGUAGGAACGUCGCUAGAAAUGCUUCGAGGACAAAUUAUUUCAUAGUGUCAGACAUAGAAAUGGUGCCGAGUGAUGGAUUAGCGCCUAAAUUUCUGACAAUGGUAAGGAAACUUAUGGGAGAUAAGAAACGAAAUGAGGGCUGUAUAUUCGCUAAGACGAUCUUUGUAGUGCCGUUGUUUGAAGUCGAGAAAGGAGAGGAGAUUCCUCGCGACAAGGACACAUUAGUACGUAUGGUGGCUGCAAACCGUGCCACUUAUUUCCACCAGAAGGUUUGCUCUCAUUGCCAGAGGUUUCCUGGUCUUCAAACUUGGCUGACGAGGGCGACCCCCAAUGGCAUUGAGCCGAUGCUGAUCGCCCGAAGAGAAUAUCCUUAUCAUAGAUGGGAACCACUAUACUUCGGCACCCACAAGGAGCCUUGGUACAGCGAAAUGUUAUCAUGGGAAGGACGCCAGGACAAAAUGACACAAAUGUUGGAACUCUGUCUCCAAGAGUACCGGAUGGUAGUCCUGGAUGGUGCAUUUCUGUGUCACGCUGCUGUCACGAAGGCAGCCUACCGUCACAACCGGGCUGAACGAGUCAACACCCAGAGGUAUAUGAAGAUCAUAGGUGCUCUCAAACAGAGGUACCCUGACCGUCCCCAGUGCAAGGUUAUGUGGGGAUGCCAAAACCGCUGA